Molecule: messenger RNA, 1518 nt
Organism: Candidula unifasciata
Lineage: Eukaryota; Metazoa; Mollusca; Gastropoda; Stylommatophora; Geomitridae
Source: the annotation of a GenBank genome assembly
AUGUCGCUGACACUUCGGUAUGUCAUCCUUCUUGCAGUAACAGCCGUGUCGGGACAAGACGACGUUAUCAUGUCUUUGAGUUACGAGGGAAGCAAUGAUUAUGUUAUCGAUUUCAAGUUUACUUCUAACGUUUUCAAAUCGUUAUACCAGUGUCUUUGUACAGACAACUCCUUGAAAUGUAACAUAGAGUACGACUACAACCAUGUCAUGCAAGGCGUUAAUUCAGAGAUCACAAAAACUACAUACCCACCUCCUUGUAAACUGUACACGUGUACAAAUUCUCGACAGUUUCCUCGUGUGACCUGCGUCACCCUGCAGCAGACAGACUCUUGUACCAGACAGGUCAAACCUACUUUUGUAGGCAUUGAUCUGGCCAGUUCUUGUGCUACGUCUUGUGUCGGCAUUGUCUGGAGUUUGAGCAAGGAAGGCAUUCGUUUCAACGACAAACAACUGCGAGUUCGGCAAUGCGGGGACCAAUGCUGUCCUGGUCCAGCGUCAGAGAAACCACCACAACCACAGAAUGAGUCGUCAUCGGAUCAUCUUGUCAUCUCUGAAACUUUCAGCGAAAGAGAAUACAGAGAUACGUAUAUUGUCGCAGGUAUUGCUGCAGGGGUCGUUCUAAUAGCUAUACUAGUGUUCGUGAUAUUUGUUUUUCUGAAGCCUAGAUCCACGUCCUAUAAUGGGCAAAGAGAAGCCGCCAACACACCACAAAGCUCCACAAACGAAACAAAUCACAGUUUCUAUCACAACACGGCAACUAUAAACGACGUAUCAACACAUACAACUGAUACGGGUAAAGCAACAAGUAACACAUUUCAACCAUUAAGUCCUUUUGCAGGAUUGCAAAUUUCUAAGCAAAUCUUAGGACACGAGAAUAACGGAAGUGAGGAUUUUUGGAACAGUCUUGCACUCAACAGAAACACAAAUACAGCUGCAGGAAGUGAAAGUGUAUUUGAAAAAAAGCCAAACAAACAAGUAGGAUUUAGUGAUGCAAUUUCUGAAGAUAACGCCGAAGAACAUAACUUUGAAGCGGACUAUGCCGAAAUUGAUGAUUACAGUAUUCAAGAUUGCAGUCCAGUGGAGUACAUACCAGACUGCUCUGAUAUAGACUUAAAUGAUGGCUAUAGCACUGUGGAGAAUUCUGAUUACUACAAUAUUCAGGAUAAUACACCGGGUUCUGCUGAUGGUAAGUCCAGUGACUCUAGAGAAGAUUCUGCAGAUUUCUCCACUCCAAGGGCAGGCUCUCUCAGCACUGAUGGUAAAACAGGGAUGCAAACAACUGGUCACCAAACAUCACAUGUUCUUGGACAAAACCAAAAUGUAUCAGAAUAUUUCGUAGCAAGACCAAUAAGUAGUGAGGUACCUACAUACAGCGUGGGUCAACAGAUUGAUGGGACAUCACGUGAUCCCGGGAUCUCAUUUGAACAAGAGCAAGACAACUCAAACACAGACACCGCUGAGAAGAAAAGAACCUCCUAUUUUAUACUAGAGAAAGAUACAGAGGAAGAAGACAUUUAA